GUGGGGUACUCACCUUCAAGUUAAAUAUUAACCUCAUCCUACGUCAACCUCAACUUCUAAAUUCUUUUUGCGUCCCUUGAUUCUAUAUUCACAAACCAAGUGCUGAUUUUAUCCAUUCCACGCGACCACCACAAUGGCUACUUCCGAACACAUCUACAAGUUUAGCAUUAGCAUGAGCUGUGGAGGUUGCUCGAGUUCUGUGGAACGUGUGAUCAAGGAACUCAAUGGCCUUCGUUCCUACGAGGUUUCUUUGACCGAGCAAAGGGCGACCAUCGUCGCCGACCCUUCGCUCGAAUACACCACGGUUCUACGGGCGAUUCAGAAGAGCGGUAAAAAGAUCAUCUCGGGCGAGGCAGACGGUGUUUCGAUGAGUAUCGAAGUGGAAGAGUAAACCUGAG
Amorphotheca resinae ATCC 22711 is the source of this 398-nucleotide messenger RNA. RefSeq lists its product as hypothetical. Gene Ontology annotation, cellular component: cytosol. Gene Ontology annotation, biological process: copper ion transport. The transcript has 2 exons. Bases 134 to 391 code for a protein of 85 amino acids. Gene Ontology annotation, molecular function: metal ion binding; copper chaperone activity. The record is from RefSeq and is a predicted model, not a curated record. NCBI's taxonomy places the organism in Eukaryota, Fungi, Ascomycota, Leotiomycetes, Helotiales, Amorphothecaceae.